Molecule: messenger RNA, 831 nt
Organism: Portunus trituberculatus (swimming crab)
Lineage: Eukaryota; Metazoa; Arthropoda; Malacostraca; Decapoda; Portunidae
Product: general transcription factor II-I repeat domain-containing protein 2-like
Exons: 4
Coding region: 1-831 (276 amino acids)
Source: RefSeq, a predicted model, not a curated record
AUGUAUAUGAAACGAAGAUGGUAUCAAGAUAGUUAUUUGGACUACGGGUUCACAUAUCUUGUCAAGGACGGUGCACACAUCCCUCAGCGUGUUGUGUGUUUGAAAACCUUCUCUAAUAGCAUCAUGAAACCUUUCCAACUGAAGCAGCAUCUGGCAAAUGCUCAUCCACAGUUGAAAGAUAAGAAUCGUAGCUUUUUUGAGGUGGCCAAGGCAAAGAAACCCCACACGAUUAGUGAAAGCCUUUUGAAACCAUGUAUCGUUGACAGUUUGAGGCUUAUGUUAGGAGGGAAGUCAUCACAGAAGAUGAAACAGAUCUUGUCCAACAACACCAUCAAGAACAGAAUUGCAGAAAUGUCCGAAGACAUUAAGGAAAAUGUGGUGUCAAAGCAGAAGCUGCCUGAUUUAAAAGGAACACACUGCUUGAUCCAUAGAGAAGCUCUCGCCUCAAAGACAGUUCCAAAGAACCUUCAUGAUGCUUUGACUGUCAUCAUAAACAUUGUUAACUAUGUGAAAGGAUCAGCCUUGAAAACUCGCCUCUUUCGCGAACUUUGUCGGGACACUGCUCUUUUAUUUCACACACAAGUGCGAUGGCUUUCGAAAGGGAACAUGCUGGCGCGGGUCUUUGAACUGCGGGAAGAAAUAAAGUUGUUUUUGAGUUACAGCAAUAAGGUGGACCUGCUGUCUGCCUUCAACAAGGAAGGGUUUGUAGUACAAAUGGCUUAUCUUGCUGAUAUUUUUGAAACUCUGAAUGAACUAAAUAAGAAAUUACGGGGACAAAGGAGCAACGUGAUUGUGCACACGGACACCAUCAAUGCUUUCUUUCAUGGCUAA